AUGCUGGUGAAGAAGCAUGCGGGGAAAGGUGGGGGCCGGGAGCCAGGCUCCGAGGACCCGAGGCAGCGUUGUGCCUGGACCGUGCCGCCGUGCACCUCCCUGGCGGCCCUUCUCUCAGUGGUGGCCCUGAUGUCUUGUCUGUACCUUGGGGUGAAAACCAACGACCUCCAGGCGAGGAUCGCUGCUCUCGAAUCCGCAAAAGGGGACCCUUCCAUUCAUCUGCUCCCUGAUCGCCUGGAUCAGCUCAAAGCAGUGGUGCAAGAGAAAGUGGAGCAACUUCUGGCUCAGAGAUCCUAUGAACAUAUGGCUAAAAUAAGAAUCGCAAGAGAAGCACCUUCAGAGUGCAACUGCCCAGCAGGCCCUCCGGGGAAACGAGGUAAGAGGGGCCGAAGAGGAGAAUCUGGUCCUCCUGGCCAACCUGGUCCUCAGGGCCCUCCUGGUCCAAAAGGUGAUAAGGGAGAACAAGGUGACCAGGGACCUCGGGGUCUGCCAGGCUUCCCCACAGUUGCUGCUCUCCACAGUAAUCAGAUCCUCACCGUCAAGGGUGACCAAGGGCAGGCUGGGCCUCCAGGACCUCCAGGCCCUCCCGGCCCAAGAGGACCUCCUGGGGACACAGGGAAAGAUGGCCCUCGUGGAAUGCCAGGAGUGCCUGGUGAACCAGGGAAACCAGGAGAACAAGGCUUGAUGGGUCCUCUGGGGCCUCCAGGACAAAAGGGUUCUGUUGGAAUGCCUGGAAUUCCAGGGGUGAAUGGUCAAAAGGGUGAGCCUGGGUUGCCUGGAACAGUAGGACAAAACGGAAUACCAGGGCCAAAGGGAGAUGCUGGAGAGAGUGGCCCCAAAGGUGACACAGGCGAAAAGGGUGACCCUGGAUCAUCUGCGGCAGGAAUUAAGGGGGAACCUGGAGAAUCUGGUCGUCCAGGGCAAAAGGGAGAACCAGGUUUCAUUGGUCCUCAAGGAGAACCAGGUUUACCAGGGUUACCAGGAACAAAGGGUGAACGUGGGGAGGCAGGGCCUCCUGGAAGAGGUGAGCGAGGGGAGCCUGGAGCCCCUGGACCAAAGGGGAAACAAGGUGAAUCAGGAACUAGAGGCCCAAAGGGGUCAAAGGGUGAUCGUGGAGAGAAAGGGGACUCUGGAGCCCUGGGACCAAGGGGUCCACCUGGUCAAAAGGGAGAUCAAGGAGCCACUGAGAUCAUAGACUACAAUGGCAACCUCCACGAAGCCUUGCAGAGGAUUACCACCUUAACUGUCACGGGUCCCCCUGGACCACCUGGACCUCAAGGACUACAAGGGCCAAAGGGAGAGCCAGGAUCUCCAGGAAUCCCAGGAGUUGAUGGAGAGCAGGGACUUAAAGGCUCAAAGGGAGACAUGGGGGACCCAGGUAUGCCAGGUGAAAAAGGAGGAAUCGGACUUCCUGGAUUACCGGGUGCCAAUGGAAUGAAAGGAGAAAAAGGAGACUCUGGAUUACCAGGUCCUCAGGGUCCUUCCAUCAUAGGCCCACCAGGCCCACCAGGCCCCCAUGGCCCACCAGGCCCCAUGGGACCUCAUGGACUUCCUGGACCAAAGGGAGCAUCUGGCUUAGACGGGAAGCCAGGAUCCCGGGGUACAGAUGGCCCUAUGGGACCCCAUGGCCCUGCAGGUCCCAAAGGAGAAAGAGGUGAAAAAGGAGCUAUGGGAGAGCCUGGACCCAGAGGACCCUAUGGUCUGCCUGGCUUCCCUGGUCCACGAGGCGAGAAGGGUGAUGUAGGAGAAAAGGGAGAAAAGGGAUUCCGUGGCGUUAAGGGGGAAAAAGGGGAGCCAGGUCAGCCUGGCCUGGAUGGGCUGGAUGCCCCUUGCCAAUUGGGGCCAGAUGGAUUACCUAUGCCUGGCUGUUGGCAAAAGGGGGUUACACCAUGGCUUAUUGCCAAAAAGAGAUAA
Prionailurus viverrinus (fishing cat) is the source of this 1914-nucleotide messenger RNA. RefSeq names its product collagen type XXV alpha 1 chain (gene COL25A1). The coding region runs from base 1 to 1914 and encodes 637 amino acids. NCBI's taxonomy places the organism in Eukaryota, Metazoa, Chordata, Mammalia, Carnivora, Felidae. The transcript has 35 exons. The record is from RefSeq and is a predicted model, not a curated record.